This is a messenger RNA of Metschnikowia bicuspidata var. bicuspidata NRRL YB-4993, 618 nucleotides long. RefSeq lists its product as uncharacterized. NCBI's taxonomy places the organism in Eukaryota, Fungi, Ascomycota, Pichiomycetes, Serinales, Metschnikowiaceae. The coding region runs from base 1 to 618 and encodes 205 amino acids. The transcript has 2 exons. The record is from RefSeq and is a predicted model, not a curated record.
AUGCGGAACAGUCUUUAUACUGACAACACAUGCUUUCCAAAGGCUUCAUAUUUCAACGCCGGUCCCACUUUUUUCAAUGACCCCGAGGCAGUUCCUUUACAAUACAACGCAUCCAAAACUAGUGAUUCCAGGACAGAGUCGACAAAUACGCAUGAGGAGUCGGCCAAUUCUCUGACAAAUAAGCGGCCAGCUAAAGAGCUUACUAGUCUAAUUGCCAUGACGGCCUUGGCGUAUCUUGCUCUUGAUAAUUACCAAGGCAGAGUCAGGGCUGAAAAGCUCAACCAAGAGACUACCGCCAUAAACUUGAAAACUUUGCAGAUCCAACUGCAAAACUACAUCAAAGCACGUCAACAGCAGGAUCUUAGAAUGCUUAAAGAAAGAGUCGAAGUUUCAAAGCGAUGUUUCAAAAUGUCCAUGCACAUUGCGCUUUUGAGGAAGCAGCUCAUGGAACUCGGAGCAGACCCCAAGGAUAUCCCAGAUGUGACUAAGGAAUUUGACAAACACGCAAAAGUCAGCAACUCGGUCCAGAACCUUACGGGAAACGCCAUAUGGCUCACUGACGAGUCCGAAUACAAGGGCCUAAUGCCCGAUUACAGAGAAUAUGAUCGCAAGAGUUGA